AUGGCAGAACAGGACCUUGAAAGAGGAGAAACGGACACUAGUGGUCAUGUCCAGGAGGGCCGUCGCCGUCGCCGUCGCCGUCGACGGCAGCGCCGCCGCUACCGUUCCCAUGUUUCUGAUGUUUCUGAUCAGUCCCGUUAUACGUCGCCCCCGACCUCUAGUACAUCGGAAUCCGGCCAUGCCGAUCGCGCCAAUUAUAUCUCGACAGCACAAAAGCAAUACAUCGAGACGCUGGAGAGGAGAGGCGCUUUAGGAUCCAUAGAAAUGCUCUACCGGCACAACGUGCUCUUUUGCAGGGCUAAGCUUUUUAAGCACUUCGUUCUCAGUAGACAUGGUGAGAUCAAUCUCGACAUGUUAGAGACAAUGUGUGAGGAUUUAGAGAAGUAUUCAAGAGCAAUGGAAGGCUAUCGCAGCUUUCGAGAUCGUCCCGGCGCAUUCAGGUACAAUAAGAAUAUCAUGAGAAUGGGUGCGCAGCUUGCAGUGCUGGCGCAGGCCGAGCUAGGCAAUCUACCAACUAAUCAAGAGCAUCCAUCGGUGGAUAUUGAAGCAAUAAAGGAAGAAAUAGUAAGGUUCUACUGUGACAAAGUGCUGGGAAGGCCUUAUGGAGUUGAAGGCGAUGUGAGAAUGCUUCAUCAGACUGCUAUGAAGGCAUCCACAUCAAUACGUCAGCUGUCUUUCGCAGUAAUCAUUGUCGACUCGACGGGGCUAGAGUUGAUGGCAAACUCAUAUCCAUGGCUCCAGCUAACCCAGCCACUGGAGGGGGGCGAAGGGUCAGAGAGCGACAUGUCUUUUGCGACCUCGACAGUAAGCCCAGAACUCUCAACGGAAGAAUAUUUUAUGACCUCUUCAUUCGACCUAGAGUUUGAACCAGCUUUCUCAACGCCUAUACCGCCAUUUCAAACGUACGACACAAACUCACAAACACUCAGCUUCGCAGAAGCACUCCUUCUUACGCAAAUAGUGGAUCAUGAGAAAGAAGCUGCGAGUAGCUUUGAUGCCGAAACGCAACCACAAUACUGCUCUCUUGAUAUGCUUUCGAAUAAGACGCUGCCACCGCGGCAGGGGCUUGUUGAUGAAGCUAAGGAUUUCACGUCUGUUCAUGCAUCACAGGCCUGCAGGUAUUACGGAAUGGAUUUGACGGACAGUGUAUCAAGUGGAAACACAUUUGAACCUUCUUCCGCUUUGCUGUUAACAUACGGCAAGAACAACCAUUGCGAACCACCACAGGCAAUCAAAGGAGGUCUGCCGCCCUCUAGAGCACAAGCAAUAACUCUGGACCCAACUAAAACGUGCAUGGGCGACGAAGAUGGGAGCACUUGCCCCUUAAUGUUUGACAGCGACGAUUCCAGUGUGGAGGAUAUUGAAGUAAGAAAAGCUUUUGCUUACCCUUAUUUCCGCCGCGAUCCGGUUCGCCAUAUCGAAUGCUUGAGCCGCAAGCUCUACCAUAGAAGACUAUCUCCAGAAAGGCAAUGGCACAAGAUCUGGGAGACUCUUUUUAAUCUGAAAUUGCCAAGAGAAGGACCUUAUCUCGGUGGCUCUAAGGAAGAAAUUGUUGGAAGUAUGAUUGCACUUCUUAGCGGCUUUCAAGCGUUAUCAGAUGAGCGAUCAAACGACAUGGAGACGGAGGAGACGGAGAAAGCUUCGGCAUGCGGUGGCGUUGAUUCGAUACCAAUGACACCACAAGAUAUGGAGUUUGACUUUGACUUCAACAUACCAUUGGAUCGAUCACCCUCGCCAGAGAUUCAGAAUUCUUACCCUAGCAAAGACAUGACGCAGAUGCAGGAAUCCAGCUCGGUGACACCGACAGAGUUGUCAGACUAUUCCACUCUUAAGAUAAACAAGGGGGAUAUCUUAGUGGGGCAUCAGUCUACAAAACACAUGAACCAAAGCGUCCAGGUGAAGCAUUCUUGGCCACCAAAUGCUGCAGUUUGCACACCAAAGACAUUUGAAAGCUCGGAGAUGACUUGUGCUACGAGUAACAUCGAGUCGGCCGGGAAGUCACUGACUUGUUUGACUCAUGUCCUCGAGGAUAGGGAGGAACCCGACCCAUAUGAGGCGGCUUCCCAGCUACUACGAUUCGGUUUACAAGGCAAGGGUCAUCAGAGGAGGUUGAAGGCUUUGUGCUUGUCACAGCCCGAUACUGAGGGCGCAAUUCCACCUGUAUUAAGAAAGUACUAA
Fusarium tjaetaba is the source of this 2178-nucleotide messenger RNA. RefSeq lists its product as uncharacterized. Bases 1 to 2178 code for a protein of 725 amino acids. The transcript is spliced from 8 exons. The record is from RefSeq and is a predicted model, not a curated record. NCBI's taxonomy places the organism in Eukaryota, Fungi, Ascomycota, Sordariomycetes, Hypocreales, Nectriaceae.